This is a messenger RNA of Gymnodraco acuticeps, 1964 nucleotides long. It is a transcript of the gene tspan36, whose product is annotated as tetraspanin 36. The record is from RefSeq and is a predicted model, not a curated record. The transcript is spliced from 7 exons. Lineage: Eukaryota; Metazoa; Chordata; Actinopteri; Perciformes; Bathydraconidae. The coding region runs from base 212 to 949 and encodes 245 amino acids. Gene Ontology annotation, cellular component: membrane. Gene Ontology annotation, biological process: regulation of vascular endothelial growth factor signaling pathway; protein localization to plasma membrane; protein maturation.
GUGUGACGCAGCCUCCCUGCAGGGAGAACCGGUUGUGUUGCCUCGCUCUCCUCCCCGAAGCAUGUGACCAUGUGAUCAGAGUCACUGCAGCCAGACAGAGCGAGGAAACUUGUGACCAAAACAUCAGGAGAAGCAGCUCGGUGCCCUGCGAGAUAAAAAGUGUACCCGGACUCCCAGCCUUCCUUCACUCUCUGCACCUCCGUCGCUCAACAUGGACUGCGGGAUCUUCACCUCCAAGACCGUCCUGCUCUUCCUCAGCCUGGUAUUCUGGGCUGCAGGAGUGGUGUUGGCCUACGUCGGAGCCCAUAUAAUCAAGAGCUAUGACAACUUUAACAGUUUCAUCCAGGACAAGUACACGUUGGUCCCAGCCGCUAUUAUCAUCGGCAUCAGCGUGGUGAUGUUUAUUUUUGGCCUGGUUGGAUGCUGUGCUACACUCCGGGAGUCCAAAGUCGGACUCAGCUUUUUUUUUCUGAUCAUCAUGGCGAUCUUUGCCGCUGAAGUGGCUGCUCUGGUGUUGAGCUUUAUCUACAAAGGCAAGAUAAACGCAGACCUGGAGCGCUCUAUGAGUGAAGUCUUCGUGCAUUAUGAUGGACAGACUACUGAGACCAAAGCUGUUGACUACCUGCAGACUCAGUUGCAGUGCUGUGGUGUCAUGAAUUACACCAGCUGGUCCAACACCACCUGGUCUAACAGCCACAACAACACCGUGCCUCUGUCCUGCUGUAAAAACAGAACAUCGCAGUGCCCAGGCAGAAUGGACCAACCAGACCUGCUGAACACACAGGGCUGUGAGGUGAAGCUGGGUCAGCUCCUGCAGGACGUCUUGAGUUACGCCAUGCUUGUCAUUCUGGGCUUCGCCAUCAUCAAGUUCUUUGGCAUGCUGAGCGUGUGUGUGAUCACCUGUAAAACUGGCAACCGGAGGAGUGGCUACCAGCCUCUGUAUGCCUGAACCACUUCCUGCAACCACCAACCACCUCUUCAUUUUACUAGACUAGGUUUGCUGACCACUCACUCAGCAGUGCACGUCCACAUCCAGGCAAAUAACUGUAAUAAUGGCAUAUGAAGAAUAGAUAACUGGCAGACCUUUUCUCAACAUAAAGGGGAUCCCUCAAGAGCAUUUAAACACAAAUAUAUUCUUGGACUUGUGAAAUAAUUUUGCUUAAAGUGGCUUUUAAGUUCUACAUUUCUCUCCCUUAUAGUGUCUCAGCCCAACUACUGUAUCAUUCUUUGAAAUUAUGGUGGCUAAGGGCUUUAAACUUUAUUUUAACCUUUUGUGAUUGUGAAAGCACAGCGGUGUAAUGCCUUAUUUAGGGAUGCAAUACAGUAUAUAUUUAAAUAUAAAGGUCAGAUAACUGUUUUGGAUUAUGUGACAGUUCUACAUAGCAUGACGUUGGUUGUGUUUAUUAUAUUUCUAAAUUAAAAAGGUGAACAUUUCACAGUACUUUAGUGUUGUGUGGAGUUACAUCACAUUAUUUUUGCCUUGUAUUCCGUGUUUUUUGUGUGUUUUUGACAUCCUGUAAUUUUUAAAUAGUUUUCAAAGAUUUUACCAUUUCGCACAUAUACUACAUGUAACUAUGGAAUUUUGGAGACACAGUUGUGUCUAAUCCUAUAGUCAUUGUUAUGCAAAAACGGCUUUCUAGGUUAUUUUCAAAAAGCUGGUUAUUUUUGCACUAGACCAGUAUUGCAGUUGUACAUUUGGAACAUCAUAUGAAACAUGUCGCACAGUGGUUAUCUCUCCCCUUUUACCUCCUGACUCUGCUGAUAAAGAGGCCCUUUCCGUAGACAUACGCAAGCUAGGAGUGUUUAUCUUACAUAAGCCUUACUGUUCAAAAAGAUAAAUGAGAACAUAAACGCAUGUCUAGGUUCAUCAUAGUCAUCAAUCCUUACAGCACAGGUUACAGAAUUGGUCAGCUGUUGAUGAGGCUGUCAUAUAACUGAUUCCAACCAUUAAAAUGUAAAGUACC